Messenger RNA from Cicer arietinum (chickpea), 2137 nucleotides. Its product is annotated as probable mitochondrial adenine nucleotide transporter BTL3. The record is from RefSeq and is a predicted model, not a curated record. Lineage: Eukaryota; Viridiplantae; Streptophyta; Magnoliopsida; Fabales; Fabaceae. Gene Ontology annotation, biological process: transmembrane transport.
GGGAUAAUGCUAAUUUUUAUUUUCUUGAGCUGUCGUAAAUAGCAGGUUGUUGAAAGAGAAGGUGACAGCAACAUUUUAUUAUUCAUCGACGGAAUUUUUCACUUCUCAGACGAAGAGAAGCUACAACCGGCUAUUCAAUCUGCGUUUCCAAUACCUCACAAAAUUGGAGUGCUUUGUGUUCGCAUUCCCAUAACUACUGUAAGCAAUACCUCACAAAAUGCCAAUGCUAGAAGGGGAAAUUUGCAACCAACAACUAAAUCCCCAUUCUCUUCCUAUUUUCUUUAAUCCCACUUCCUAUUCUUUUUCAUUCACCGGAACCGGCGGUGGAUUGUUUCUCGAACCCACAAUUCCGGAUUCAUUUGUUCGUUUCAUUUCUUCAACGAUUCCCGUAACUGCUUCUUCUGAAUCCAAUCUUCACCGGCGACGGAGAAGGGUUCCGGUUGGGUGUUUUUUGUCGGUUAGUUUGCCAAGUAGUAGUUCUACACUUCCCGUCGAUCCCAAACCAUACAUACUGCAAAAUGGCGAACACGUUUCCGACAAGGAGACAACUACCUCAGACGCUGUCGUUCGGAAUAAAAAGGUUAGGUCAAGAGAACGUCAUGCCGUCAAUACCACUAAGCAUUUAUGGUCUGGUGCUAUUUCUGCAAUGGUUUCUAGAACUUGUGUUGCACCACUUGAAAGACUUAAGCUGGAAUAUAUGGUUCGUGGUGAGAAGAGGAAUAUCAUUGAGCUUAUUAAAACAAUUGCUACGUCUCAAGGGUUGAGAGGUUUUUGGAAAGGGAACCUUGUAAAUAUUCUGCGGACGGCUCCAUUCAAAGCUGUUAACUUUAGUGCUUACGAUACGUAUAGAAAGCAACUACUUAAAUUCUCUGGAAACGAGGAAACUACCAAUUUUGAGAGGUUUAUUGCUGGUGCUGCCGCUGGGGUUACUGCUACUAUUAUUUGCCUGCCACUCGACACUAUUCGGACAAAGAUAGUGGCACCUGGUGGAGAAGCUUUGGGUGGUGUAAUUGGUGCUUUCCAAUACAUGAUUCGAACUGAAGGCUUCUUUUCUCUAUACAAGGGUUUAGUACCAUCACUUAUAAGCAUGGCUCCCUCUAGUGCAGUUUUUUAUGGUGUAUACGAUAUGCUAAAAUCAGCUUAUCUGCAUUCACCCGAAGGAAUGAAAAGAAUCCAAAAUAUGCAUAAACAUGGGCAGGAACUGAGUGCCUUUGAUCAGCUUGAGUUGGGGCCGCUAAGAACACUGUUGUAUGGGGCUAUUGCUGGUGCGUGUGCAGAAGCUGCUACAUACCCAUUUGAAGUUGUGAGGAGGCAGCUUCAAUUGCAAGUCCAGUCUACUAAAUUAAGUUCUCUAGGAACUUUUGUCAAAAUAGUGGAACAAGGAGGGGUUCCAGCCCUUUAUGCAGGACUUAUUCCCAGUUUAUUGCAGGUACUUCCUUCAGCAUCAAUUAGUUACUUUGUGUAUGAGUUCAUGAAGAUUGUUCUCAAAGUGGAGUAAGCAAUGAAUUGAUCUUCAGUUUUAUACGGAUAAGAAGCAGUAACAUAAUUUAUAAGCGAGCAUCUGAUAUUUUUGUGGAAUGACAAUUUUCAACUUCAAUUGCCUAUAUUUGAUACUUGGCUUUGAGGGUGAAAACAUAGUUCUGGUUUACCAUUCCAUACUACUGAGAACAACAUCACGUAUGGACAACACACAUAUUACCAGCAGAAAGUUUCUGGAUAGGUUUUGCAGUCAAUAUACCCGGGCUUCAAGUCUGCAGAUAAAUUUAGCAGCAGCUGCAAGAUCCUGAUUUUAUGCUUAUUCCUUCUACACAUUUUUGUUAACUUUUUUAUAUUCCAUCUGGCAGUUGGUCUUGACCAUUAGCACGGUCUGUCCAAGCAAGCACGUCCCUUUGCUUUAGGUAGUAACUCUUAAAGUAGCUUAUCAAUUAUUCUUGGGCAUUUCUUGCACCUUACUGGAUAUUCUACUUGUAAAUGCAUGUAAUUUUGUGGUUUCACGGAGAGAGAGAAGGUUUACUCAAAUCAGGUAAAUAGAAUUCUCACCUUACUGUUCUUUGUGUGCUAUUGAGAAACUUAUUCACAUGUAUGGUUGAUGCCAAAAUCAUGCCGCAAUAUAUCACAAUCAAGAAAGUUCGAAAGA